GAGCCCGUUGGGGCGCGGAGCUGCGGGCUCAGGGUGGGGAACCGGUUCAUCCCAGUCCGGAGCUGCGCUAAAAUGGGAUCCAAGCAGAUCGCCCAAGAAACGUUUGAUGAUGCAGUGCAAGAAAAUAUUACGGAGUUUGAAAUGGACCCAGAUGAGGCUGUGAGAGAAGCUGUGCAGCAGUUCGAGGCCCAAGGUGUUGAUCUAAGUAACAUCGUAAAAGCUGUGAGGCAACCUACCUCUGAAAAUGGCCAGGAGCAAAAGCAUGAAAUUUUGCUGACUUUAGAUGCCCUCAGGAGAUCUGUUGCUGACUCGGAUCUCACUGAGAUGGCCGAGCAGCUGGGGCUCUUCACGGAGCAGUGUAAGGAGCAGCUGGCUUUCCGCUACCUGGCUGCGCAGCAUGGUGCCUAUUCCGUGGUAUUCCCUGCCUUCCAGCUGGCUUCUGGAGACAGAARUUUAACGCUGAGAGUUUUUCAUGCUCUGUCUGCCGUCCUGGAUGGACAGCCAGACCUGCUUGACGCGGCUGGCCAGGACCUCCUGCUGCAGACUCUGAAGGAACAAGCGGAGGAUGCUGAGAUGGUGCUCGCCGCGCUGCGAUGUGUUCGCCACGCCUGCCUGAAGCACGAGCAGAACCGGCAGGACCUCGUGAAAGGCGGCAUCCUGCCGCUUCUCACCGGAGCUAUCRUGCAGCACGGAGGCAGCGCCGAGGUCGUGCGCGUGGCCUCCUCGGCGCUCCGCAUCAUGACGUUCGAUGAUGACAUCCGYGUGCCCUUUGGUCACGCUCACGAUCACGCCAAGAUGAUCGUGCUGGAAAACGAYGGGUUGAGGGUCCUCAUUGAAGCCGCAAAGGCUUUCACAGAUAACUCCAGCGUUCUCAGUGAGCUGUGUGCCACUCUUUCUCGCCUUUCUGUCAGAAAUGAAUUCUGUCAAGAGAUUGUGGACCUUGGGGGYUUAAAUUUCAUGGUGUCUCUCCUUGCUGACUGCAUUGACCACACAGACGUGGUGAAGCAGGUGCUGAGCGCCAUCCGAGCCGUUGCAGGUAAUGACGACGUGAAAGAUGCCAUAGUUAAUGCUGGGGGAACGGACCUCAUUGUGCUGGCCAUAAGCCAUCACCUUGCCAACCCUCAGAUCUGUGAGCAAGGCUGUGCRGCCUUGUGCAUGUUGGCUUUGCGCAAACCUGAGAACUGUAAUGUCAUCAUGGAAGGCGGAGGGGCUUUGGCAGCCCUGCAAGCCAUGAAGACGCACCCGAAAGAAGUGGCCGUGCAGAAACAGGCUUGCAUGCUGAUCCGCAACCUAGUCUCUCGAAGUCGGGACUUCUCUCAGCCUAUCUUAGAGAUGGGAGCUGAGAACCUAAUAACAGAAGCUCGUGCGACGCACAAGGACUGUGACGAUGUGGCCAAAGCUGCCCUGAGAGAUCUUGGCUGUAAAGUGGAGCUCCGAGAGCUGUGGACAGGUCAGAAGGGAAGCCUAGCUCAGUAAAUCAUCAGGCCAUUGAGCACUGGAGCUACAAGGCAUCUGGGUACACGAAGCCUGAAGCGGGGGGACCCAAGUGUCAUGGAUUAACUUGCAGUUACAGCUGAGCUGGAAUAUCUGAUGCAAAUGCCUGGCUUGUGAGGCUGCAAUGAACUUUUUUUU
Nothoprocta perdicaria is the source of this 1632-nucleotide messenger RNA. It is a transcript of the gene ARMC6, whose product is annotated as armadillo repeat containing 6. Gene Ontology annotation, molecular function: protein binding. Gene Ontology annotation, biological process: hematopoietic progenitor cell differentiation. The record is from RefSeq and is a predicted model, not a curated record. The transcript is spliced from 8 exons. NCBI's taxonomy places the organism in Eukaryota, Metazoa, Chordata, Aves, Tinamiformes, Tinamidae. Bases 73 to 1476 code for a protein of 467 amino acids.